CUUUAUAAGUCUGCUGCCUUCUUUCUCCUCCCACCCCACUGGCCACUUUCCAGCCUACUCGGAUCAGCCUCCUCCCCUCCCAAGGCAGUUCUCACUUCGCUUUCCCCUAGGCUGCAGCCAGCGGGAGCCCCCCAGCUUGCCAGGUCCAGGUGGGGUCAAGAACCUAACCCCAGGAUGUUGACGACAUUGCUGCCACUGCUGUUUUUACUGCUCCUGCCUGGCUGGGCCCGAUGUAGCCAGGAAGCCUCAGAUGGCCAAUGGAACUUCCACAUGAUCCAGAAGUCCUACUUCCGCAACCCCUAUCAAGUGUGGCAUCAGGGCAACGCGACGCUGGGGGGCCUUCCCACACACACGCUGGAAGGCCCAGACAACAAUGUCACCAUCCUCCAGCUACAGCCCCUGCAGGACCCUGAAAGCUGGGCCAUCAUGGAGCGCGGCCUACGCCUCUACCUGCAGCAAUUUUCAGGCCUUGUGAGGCUGGUGCACCAAGAGCGGAGCUUGGCCUUUCCUCUGACCGUUCGCUGCUUCCUGGGCUGUGAGUUGCCUCCCGAGGGCUCUAAAGCCCAUGUCUUCUUCGAAGUGGCUGUGAAUGGGAGUUCUUUUGUGAGUUUCCAGCCAGAGACAGCCUUGUGGGUGGCAGGAUCCAAACCACCUUCCAAAGUGGCCACCUACACCCUACAGCAGCUCAACACCUACAACCGUACUCGGUACGAACUGCAGGAAUUCCUGCAGGACACCUGUGUGCAGUACGUGCAGGAAUACAUCACCACGAAAACCACGAAAGGAAGUCAAACAGGCCGCUCCUACACUUCACUGGUCCUGGGCGUCCUGCUGGGCUGUUUCAUCAUUGCUGGUGUGGCUGUAGGCAUCUUCCUGUGCACAGGUGGACGGCGGUGUUAAUUAUUCUCCAGCCCCCACUGAAAACAGAGCUGAACUGAUGGGGGCUGGCAAAGGAGGAUCUCAGCUUACAGCAAAAUCAGUUCCCCAACUGGGAUGAAACAUCCCAGAAAAUUUGGAGUGGCAGCUGCUUUCUUCUCCCAAACCUGCCAACCAAGUGUUUGGGGCACAGGAGGCAAAGAGGUUAGAUAGAGUACUGUGCUUGCUAAGAACUGAAGAAUUUGCAAACUUUGCUGAACUGAUCCAAGAAGCAAAUGCUUAUCUAUCUUUGUGGAAAAAAGAUCAUGGAGUUGGGGUGAGGGGAGAAGAUGUCUAUAACCCAUCCUCCAAAGACAGAAUCACUCAAGGCAUUCAAAAGACAUAACCAAUAAAACAAGUCAUCCACAACCAAAAGACACAACAUCCAAAACUUCCAGGUGUGUCAGAUUUGGGAAAGGACACUGGUAUAAUAGAGUUAGAAUGAAGUAACUAGAAAAAAGGUAGAAUUAUAAAAUCCAAAUAAUAUGGGAACAAGGAGUUAUCAAUUGAUAAUAAUAUUAAUAAAUUUCUUACUUAUGUAUAAGGCAUUAUUAUUUCCUCUACUUUGCAAAACUCCUGGAAAAGUAACCUAUCCCCUUUGCUUCUGCUCUCUCAUCUCUCACUCUUCAACCCCAUGCAGUCUGACUUCUCUGAAAACUGCUGGAAGAUCAUCAGUGAGCUCUGGUUGUGAUAGCUUCAUCUCCAUGGUAUCUACAAGGUCAGCUAAUCAAUCUCAGAAAAUAGAAUCAGGGAUCACAGCCAAAGUCAUACACAGGAAUGGUCUGGCUUAGGAUGCCACAGCAGGAACCACUAAUCUGCCAUCUUAAAUGAAUUGUAUUCCUUCCCCUGUGUCUUCACCUCGUUUUUUUCAAAAUUCAAAGUCCUGGUGGGAGCAUUCAAUGACUAAGCCUCCAUCAUAUUUCUUUUGCCUUAGCUACCAGAGGAAACAAAGGAAAACUUUAGGUAUCUUUUUUUUUUAAGAUUUAUGAUUUAUGCACACAAGAGCUGGGGUACAGGCCAGAGGUGUGGGGGGUGAGAGGAUUCACCAGAGACAGAGUGGGGAACAGAACAGGCAGAUUGACGGAAGUACACUGCUGAGGGGAGCAGCGGGUGAGUCAGGAGAGGUCUGCUACGCCAUGUGGGUUGCUCCCUGCCCGGGGAUUGAACUUGUGCUGCAGUGGCUGCAGAUUGCUUCAUAGGUUGUGUCUUAACCCCUGCACCACCAGGGAGGCCCCAACUUUGGUAUCUUUAGGUUCUUUGGAGGGAAGUAGGACCCUGUCUCCAAUGAGAUUCACACAGAGGAAGAGGUUUUAGAUGUUGGGAAAACAAUAAACAAAAACAAAGUGAACCCCCUCAGUGUUCUCUAUAUCUCUCAUCAUUUAUUUAUUCAUUCAGUAAACAUUUGUCAGUAGCUUCCACAAGCCAAGUUUAAUGCCAUAUACUUUAGAAGAUACAAAAUGACUAAGACAGCCUCCCUCUCAAGGAGCUGAUU
Messenger RNA from Talpa occidentalis (Iberian mole), 2407 nucleotides. RefSeq names its product protein C receptor (gene PROCR). NCBI's taxonomy places the organism in Eukaryota, Metazoa, Chordata, Mammalia, Eulipotyphla, Talpidae. Gene Ontology annotation, biological process: negative regulation of coagulation. The record is from RefSeq and is a predicted model, not a curated record. The transcript is spliced from 4 exons. Bases 175 to 900 code for a protein of 241 amino acids. Gene Ontology annotation, molecular function: signaling receptor activity.